AUGUUUUUCAAGUCUCUGGACCUGACAACUGCUCUUCGGCCUUUGCUGUUACCUGACGAGACCCUUCUCUUUGUCCAGGAUGCGGUGGGAUUAUAUGAGGGGGCCCUUCUAACAAGGAAAUACAAAAUCCCUGAUUACCAGGAUGGCCAUGCCUAUUUAACAUCUCAUCGAGUAUGCUAUAUAUCAGCAGAUGAUCCGCGAAAACAUUGCGUGGCCAUUGAUCUGAAAGAGAUCGACCGUGCAGAAUAUCAGGCGGGGUUUUUGAAAUCAUCACCAAAGAUUACUAUCUACCCCAAACCACAAAAGAACAAGACAGACAAGUCGCGCAGCGCGACUUCCAGCCCGGCUGUACCCCCGCCAUCGGCGUCCCGCCCUAACAAAUCCUUAUCUCCUCUUCCGCAGUCGAUCAUAUCACAAGUCGCUUUACCUUCACCUUCACCUGCUCCCAUAAACGCAACGUGGAUUUGUCCCAUAUGCUCCUUUUCAAAUCCUGUUCCAUCGAAUUUCGAUCCAGCGACAGCGACCGCUGCAACGAAUCUGCCGCCCUGCCUAGCGUGUGGCAUCAAGCCACCAAUUACGACUGUUUUAAAGGCAGCAAUCAGCGCUGCUACCAGUCGAGACUCCCCUUUGCCCCGACCGAGCUCCGUACCCGCUGGCGAGAUUACGGGCUCUAAUACUGGUAACCAUACGUCGUCUCUUAAGGGAGAGUCUGUGUCUUGUCCUCGAUGCACAUUUGUCAACCAUCCAUCGCUCAGGGAGUGUGAAAUAUGUGCCGCGCCAUUACUAGGACAAAGCACUUCUAUUGGGAAUGGAGAUAGUCGUGUAGAUUCACCAGCCCCGUUUUAUGCGCAAUCGCGUAUCCCUAAUACGGAAGUGAGCGAGAGCAUCAAGCUUUCUUUCCGUAAUUGGGGCGAGAAAACAUUCCAUGAGAGAUUGAAGGGUGCACUGAUACAGCGAAAAUGGCUCCUUCAGAAUGCACCUCCAGUACCUCCACCGUCGCAAAGCUCCGCACAAAGCACACCUGGUGCUGUUAGUACUACACUAGAAAGUCCACAGCCAGCAGCUCCCCGAGUAACCGCCGUGGGAAUUGCGGGGCUGGAGCAACGAGGGUUAGAAGCACGCAUGAAUAAUCAACUAGUCAUUGGCAAUGCGUUUGAGGAUCUAGAAGCCCUCAUGGCCUCGGCCAAGCAGAUCGUUGCUCUCGCUGAAACCCUGGCACGGGAGUCCGGGAUGUCCACGAGCGAGGGCUCCGCCGAGACCCACGCGGUCUUAUCUGAAUCUGCAGCCGCAUUGGGUAUGGUGACUACGAAGGAUAUGCUGAAUUCUGGUUCGGAGAACCUUUAUCUAUCAGAACUAUCACGCAAUCUCGCCGAAUACCUCACUGAUGAUCGUAAGGGGAUCCUCCAGAGAGAAGGGGGUAUUAUGAGCCUCAUCGAUCUAUGGUCAGUCUUUAACCGGUCACGAAAUGGAGUGGAACUUGUCAGCCCAUCAGAUUUCCAACGUGCUGCGGAACUUUGGGAGAAGCUCAAAUUACCCGUGCGUCUACGACGAUUCAAAAGUGGGCUUUUGGUGGUUCAGCGAUAUGACUGGAGUGACGAGAAGACCGUAUGCCAACUACAACAGUGGAUGGAUGAGUUACGGCAAGUCCCACCGAAUGAACCCGUUCCGUGGGACUGGACGAUCUUUGGCCGGGCCGUUACUGCACAAGAAGCCGCUCAACGCUUUAUGUGGAGUGUUGGAGUGGCCGCUGAGGAACUCGAAAUGGCAGAGGACCGGGGGCUACUUUGCCGAGAGGAAGGCAUUGAGGGCCUACGGUUCUGGUGCAAUGGAUUGGUAACCGAUUUACUAUUUGAUAAGUCCAACGUUUAA
Molecule: messenger RNA, 1869 nt
Organism: Penicillium angulare
Lineage: Eukaryota; Fungi; Ascomycota; Eurotiomycetes; Eurotiales; Aspergillaceae
Product: ESCRT-II subunit protein VPS36
Exons: 3
Coding region: 1-1869 (622 amino acids)
Biological process (GO): protein transport to vacuole involved in ubiquitin-dependent protein catabolic process via the multivesicular body sorting pathway
Cellular component (GO): ESCRT II complex; late endosome membrane
Molecular function (GO): ubiquitin binding; phosphatidylinositol-3-phosphate binding
Source: RefSeq, a predicted model, not a curated record